AUGACGGCCACCAUCGAUAAUCGCGUGUAUGACGAACUUGAAGCUCUUGAAGCUAUCCUGAUUGAAGACCUAGCAGUCAAACAUGAAGAUGGCGUGCCGAGAAUAAUCGAAACCGUGAUCCAUCCCUCAACUGGCGAUCAGAUCGAUCAACAAUACGUCUGCUUAACUUUAGAGGUCAAGUUGACCCUAGACUAUCCUGAGAGCAGUCCAGAAGUUUUUCUCAGAAACCCUCGAGGUUUAGAUGACAAACUGCUCUCUAAAAUUGAUUCCAAAAUAAAGGAAAAAUUGGACACACAUAUUGGCAACCCGAUUGUUUUUGAACUGAUAGAGAUUGUACGUGAGUAUCUCACACAAUGCAACCUACCGAGUGGUCAAUGCGUGAUCUGCCUUCAUAACUUCGUCAAAGGAGAUGUCUUCAUCAAGACGCCCUGCUACCAUCACUUCCACAGCCACUGCUUAUCCAAGCAUCUGAUCAACAGCAAGAAGUACUAUUUGGAGGAAAUGGAGAAACUGCCCAACUGGCAAAGGGCCCAAGCUGCACCAUAUCAGCAAACUUGCCCAGUCUGCCGAUGCAGUGUCUCCUUCGACGUGAAGACCCUAGAGCAGGCCCCGCCGCCGGUAGACUCCAUUAACGCCCCACCUUUCCGUUUAACAGAUGAGUUGAAGGCGUUGCAAGAACGUAUGGCGGAGGUACUCGCGCGUCAGAUUGCGCGCGGUGGCGUGGUGGGCUCCGGGGACGACGGCCCGCCGCUGUUGACUAUCACAACACCUGAAGAUAAGGAGGAAGCCAAGAGCUCUACCAGCGGAACGGGGGUGAAGGCCGAGGCAAGUGUACCGCGCGCUAUACCCAGCACAUCCACUGAUAACGUCCACGAGCAGCCGUAUCGUGGGCCAUACCGUGGAUUUAACCGUCGCGGCAAGCCGGGGCGGCGCGGGCGCGGCGCGCGG
Molecule: messenger RNA, 948 nt
Organism: Brenthis ino (lesser marbled fritillary)
Lineage: Eukaryota; Metazoa; Arthropoda; Insecta; Lepidoptera; Nymphalidae
Source: the annotation of a GenBank genome assembly